AACGCGUUCGCAACCGAAAAACAGUGCCAAGGAACAGCGCCCGGUUCGCAUGGCAGCUAUCUAUAUGAGUAUUUCGAGUGCUCGGCCAAUCGACGGUUAUAUUAAAGCUAUAUAAAUAUAUAUGCGCGGACCUAUGUGCGUGAAUGUGUUUUAAGUAAAAAAUCAAAUUUGGAAACGUUGCAUUGUAGCAUGGAUCGUAUUGGAGAUAUUAUAAACAAAUAUUUUGAAAUCAGAAAAAAGAAAAGCAAUUGAUCUAAAGUUAUUUCCAAAGAGUCUUGCAUUUGAAAACGGCUGGGAAGAUUUAUGGGUAGUGCGCUGCCGUUUAGCAAGAAGAAACUAUGCUAUUUAUAAAACACAGCUAAUUUCUGUGGCCGUAAAUGUUUUGUAUAAAGUGAAUAUUCCAAAAUUAAAUCAAACAAAUUGUGAGCGAGGCAAUAGCUCAUUUGUGUCUGUUUGUGAGCUGUGUGAAGUUUGUGAAAGGAUACGGCGACAAAGAUCCCUCGGAGCCUAUAUCUAUGGUGUAAUCGGCAAGUGAAUGUGGCUAAAUAAUCUAAAAGCAAGACGCACAGAAUCCCGGCGGUUACGCAACUCAGCUGAAAGAUUCACAUCCAAAGGCUGGCCCCAUUCCCCGUCGUCCAGCCGCGAAAUAUUCUAAAUGCGGAAGUAUUUCGUAAAAAGAAAAGCUGAUAAGUUGUACGAGAACAGAUGCAUCAUCUGUACCCAUCGCUGAAAGGCGAUCAACUCUGCCCCCUUGGCUUCCAUCCCCAGACUAGAUAUCCCACACGAUGUAAGCGCUGCUUCCGGGAUUACAAGGAGCAUGGAGCACGAAGAGCCGGCGAUGAGGUGGCUGCCUCAUCGCCCAAUCUCUCCGAUGCCCAGAGCUCGAGACCAUCUUCGCGAACGUGGACAUCAACUCAGAAUCUUACCAGUGCGAAUGCAACUAACGGGAAUGAUAUAGUUGUCCACUUCAAUGUAGAGCUAAGGAAGCGUCCACAAUCAUGGGCCUCCACACCGGAUAUCGACGAGCCAGACGAAGUUGGUCGCCGUCCGCCAGCCCCGGCAUCCACAAGUCGAGCCACCGUCGCCGAGGAUCACGAUGUGGCUGUCACCGUGAAACUGCCGGUCCCGCCGCGACGUCACACAACCGCCUUGGAUAUCAAGGAGGUGGAACACUCUCCAACACCGCCAACCCGUGUCACAUCCUCACCCAGUAAAACUUCAAGUAUUCCAGAUGAGUUAGUCAUCCUAUCGACAGACAGUCUAGCAGAACGUGUCCGCAAAAUGAAUCUUCUGAAGAAGCAGCGCAGUCUUAACUCCCGAGAAAACAGUCGGGAACGAUCAGUUCCACGGAGGGAAGAAGAAAGCGAGUCCACAGCUGCCUCAGCACCGCUGGUUCCUGAUCGCCCAGAGCGCAGCAAGUCGGGUACUUCUCUAAAUCAAAUGCCCUCAGCUGAUCUGAAAAGAGCUUCCCUGCCGCCCAAGAAAGUCACAAUGGCAACCACCACGGCAUCGUCCAGCAGCAGUAGUACCAAUUCCCUGAAGACCACUUCCACUUCCGUCAGCAGCGAAGUCAAGGCCUCAUCCUCAUCCACUUCCUCAACAAGCUCAAGCACGGUUCGACGCAAGGAAUCGGAUACAGUGGCUAGCAAAGAAAUCAAAAGACAAACUGUACCCGCUACAUCGACAUCCCACAACAGCACAUCCAUUAUCACUCCAUCCAAGUCGCAGGACUCACUUCAAGAGCAAAUGAAGACCCUGCGUCAGGACCUGGAAACGAUGAAGACACGGGCAGAAAGAGCGGAGCGUGAAAAGAGUGAUAUUCUUUUGCGGCGACUGGCCUCUAUGGACACCGCCUCCAAUCGAACUGCCGCCUCGGAAGCUCUGAAUCUGCAGCAGAAGCUAAACGAAAUGAAGGAGCAGCUGGAUCGUGUCACCGAGGACAAACGCAGGCUUAACCUACGGAUGAAAGAGCUGGAAAACAAGGGCAGCGAGUCCGAACUCCGGCGAAAACUUCAAGCCGCCGAGCAAAUCUGCGAAGAGCUGAUGGAGGAAAACCAAAGCGCCAAAAAGGAAAUACUCAAUCUGCAGGCCGAAAUGGACGAGGUGCAAGACACGUUCCGCGACGACGAGGUCAAGGCCAAGACCAGUUUGCAGAAGGAUCUCGAAAAGGCCACCAAAAACUGUCGCAUCCUUAGCUUCAAGUUAAAAAAGAGCGAUCGCAAGAUCGAGACCCUGGAGCAGGAGCGGCAAAGUUCUUUUAAUGCCGAGCUGAGCAACAAGGUCAAGAAACUGGAGGAGGAGCUGCGUUUCUCCAGCGAACUAACUAGAAAGUUGCAAACGGAGGCAGAGGAACUGCGCAAUCCUGGUAAAAAGAAGGCUCCCAUGUUGGGCGUCCUAGGAAAAUCCACAUCCGCGGAUGCCAAGAUCACCCGAGAGUCCCUUACGCGCGGUGGCUCCCAGGAGGACCCUCAGCACUUACAGCGCGAACUACAAGACUCCAUUGAGCGGGAGACGGAUUUAAAAGACCAACUUAAGUUCGCCGAAGAAGAGGCUGAACAUUUGAGGAAAAAGGUGACUCGUUUCGAGGAUGAAAAUGAGUCUUUGAUGAUGCAGUUGAAAAAAAUGGCAACGCGCUCAAGAAGCCGCAAGCUGAGUCCCACACCGCAUCCUCAUCGCCUGGCACCCGAAGUUCACGCCGAUCGUGAUGAAGGUAUCUCCGACGAGGAUGAUCCCGCGGAACUGAGGAUUCUUUUGGAGUUAAACGAACAGGAAGCCUCGAUCCUGCGGCUCAAGGUAGAAGAUCUCGAGAAGGAGAAUGCCGAGUCCAAAAAGUAUGUGAGGGAACUCCAAGCCAAGCUUCGACAGGACAGCUCCAAUAGCAGCAAAUCCUCACUCCUCAGUUUCGGAACCUCGUCCAGUGCCACCGAAAAGAAGCUAAAGACACUUAAUGAUGAGUUGAUUCAACUUCGCAAGACACUUGUCGAAAAGGAGCAGGCCGUGGACUCGCUCAAGAAUCAGCUCAGCAAAUUGGAUACAUUGGAAACAGAGAACGACAAGUUGGCCAAGGAGAACAAACGUUUGCUAGCGUUACGAAAGGCUAGCGAGAAGACCGGAGAGGUGGAUUCUAAGAUGAAGGAAUCUCUGGCUGUGGCACAACGGGAAAGGGAUGAGUUGACGGCCCGUCUCAAGCGGAUGCAAUUGGAAGCGGAGGCAAAGCUGCCACCUCGCACUGCCAAAAGGGUAAACGAUCUUACGCCGAAGAGUCACCUUAAGAAGUGGGUGGAGGAGCUGGAGGACGAGAUAAGCGAAAUGCGGGUUAUGCUGAGUUCCAGCGAUACUGAUCAGCUGAAAGCCCUGCAAUCGGCCAAGGGCACGCUGGAGGAGGACUUAAGGAAAUGUAGGCAAAAACUGUCUUUGGCCGAAGGUGAUGUCCAGCGAUUGAAGCUUCUGAACGGAAAUAGCACAAAGGUCAGCGAGCUGGAACUGAAGUUAAAACGAAGCGAUGAGGACUCGAAAAAGCUGAACUCGAAGCUAAAGGACUUGGAGGACAAGCUUAAGAAACAGGACGCCCAAUUGAAGCUUGGCGAAACUAGCAAAUCCUCUUGGGAAACGCAAAGCAAGCUGGAAAAGGAAAAGCUGGCCAACCUGGAGAAAGACAUUGCAAAACAGGCCAAGGAAAAAGAAAAGCUAGAGACCAAGAUCACACAACUGGAUGCUGAUUUACUGAGUGCCAAGAAGUCAGCCGAAAAGAGCAAGUCCAGUUUGGAGAAGGAGAUUAAGGACCUGAAGGCAAAGGCUAGCAAAUCGGAUAGCAAGCAGGUGCAGGAUCUUAAGAAGCAAGUUGAGGAUGUUCAGGCUUCGUUGAUCUCUGAACAGAAGCGAUAUGAAGACCUCAACAACCACUGGGAGAAACUCUCCGAAGAAACUAUUCUAAUGCGUGCCCAACUCACCACUGAGAAGCAGAGUCUCCAGGCCGAACUGACCGCCAACAAGCAAAAAUUGUCCGAAAUGGACACCAUCCGCAUCGAGCGCACCGACAUGGCAAGAAAAUUAAGCGAGGCCCAGAAGAAGAUAGCCGAUCUGCAGGCCAAGGCCCUCAAAGCGGUAAAUGGCAAUGGAGGCGAGUAUGAACGAACCGUCCUAAAGAACAAGCUGGCGGAGAAGGAACAUGAGUAUGAACGUCUGCGAAGGGAGAACGAGAUGAACAUAGACUUGGUCUUCCAGCUGCGCAAGGAUAACGAUGAUCUGAAUGGCAAGCUCAGCGACUACAACCGGAUAGAGCAGGCUCAAUCCUCGCUAAAUGGACAUGGAGCGAGGCGCGAGGCAGAGAUCAGGGAGCUCAAGGAACAAUUACAGAGCACUGAACUGCAAAUGAAAUCCGAAGUGGCCACAGUUAGACUUCGCUAUGAGCAACAGGUGAAGAACCUCAGCGGAGAACUUAACUCAAUGCAGCGCCAGUGUGAACGCUUCAAAAAGGAUCGCGAUGCCUUCAAGCAGAUGCUGGAAAUGGCCCAAAAGAAGAUUGGCGACCUCAAGGCCAACAACACCGGAAGACAAAGUCGAGGUUCCAUGCACAGCAGCGAUGAUGAUGACAAGAGCAAGAUUGCCUACCUCGAACAGCAGAUUGGCCAUCUAGAAGACCAGUUGGUCGAAUCUCGGCUGGAAUCCAGCAAGAUAAAAACGGAACUUGUAUCCGAACGCAGUGCCAAUGAAAUCAAGAUAUCGGAGAUGCAGUCGAAGCUUAACGAGUUUGAAGAGGAACGUGUCAUCGGAUCGGGCAGCACCAAGCUGCCUGGCAUGAAGACGAAACUAGAGCUCUCUUGGCAGAAGGAACGCGAGGAUCAGCAACGACUACUGCAGGAAACCUCUACCUUGGCGCGAGACUUACGUCAGACCCUCUUUGAGGUGGAACGUGAACGCGACAAGGAACGACUGGAGUCCAAGCGAAAGCUGGACCAGAUCAAGCGGGCCACCGAAGAGGAAAUGGAGGAGGGUCGUAAGAAGAUUGCCGAGCUGCAGUGCGAUUUACUGGAGCUUCGUGAUGUUCAUGCCAAACUGCGUACCUCAAACGAGAAGUUAAGACGCGAGCGUGAACGCUAUGAAAAGGAGCUGAUCAAACGACGAAUGGAAGCCGAUGGCGGAGAUCGUAAGGUGGGCGCUCUUUUGCAAACGGUUGACGAACUGGUUAAGAUUGCUCCGGACCUAAAAAUGGUUGGCAGCGGGUCGUCAGCACGUAGCAACAGCUCCGGAUAUGAUAAGAACUUGCGACCGGAGCAGCCGAACGUGCGUCGCAGUCGCUCGCCAUCACCAACUUUGAGCAGUUCUCAGAUUACCAGUGUCCUGGCCAGACUGGCGGAAGCCUCGGAAGAGCUGCGCAAGUUCCAGCGGGUGAACGAGGACGAACAGGAACGCAGUCGGAUGAGGAGGAGUAAUCUGCGUCGGGCUGCCUCGCAGGAGAACGACCCUCACGGCAGCACCAGUUCGGUGGCCAGUGCGGCGGGAUCGCAGCGUGGCGGAGGACGAUUGUCCCGGAACUCAUCUAACAAUGGAAGUCUGAUUAGGAAGAGUCUCUCACUGGAUCACUCCAUACAAAGGGAUCAGAAUAUUUGGCGUCAGGACGAUGGCAGUGUGUCCUCCAUGCAAUCUAUAGACUCGGAACUAGGUGGCUUGGUCAGGGACUCAAGUUUGGACUCACGUCUUGAUUCUCGUCUAUCUGGUGGGUCCACUCAGAGCGACAUACCACGAGGACCUCGCAAGAAGAAGAAGGGCAUCAUGGGCAAGCUGCGCAGCCUGACCAAAAGUAGUCGCAAUUCCGAGAGUGAAAUAUCAAUUCAAGGAUCUGACUCGGAUAUCAGCGUGGCCAGCGACAUGAGAUCAAGCAAGAAGGAUCUUCGCGGCCGGCUGUCCGGAAUGUUUAAGCGCUCCGGCUCCAACUCCCGCAGCGAAAGCAUGGAACGGGCAGGAACCGAACAGAGACCCGUGGCCGUCACCGUAGUAGGACAUCCCGAUGGACCUCAACCUCGCGAGCCGCCGCCUGCCAAUUCCCUCACACCCAGACCCAUACGUUCUAUCCCCAAACCGCCGAGCGCCGGAGCACCCACCACACCUACCACAAGACGUCGCGUAGCCAAGUAGUGACCAUUGGUUAAUAGGUUUCAAUCUCAUAGGAUUCAUUCUAAUCGUAGCUGUAGACGUUCGAAUAACCCUCGUCCCACUGGCUUCCGAAUCGCAACUUCUGCUAAUCCCAAGCCUUCAUAAUUAUAUGUUGUUUUUUUAAAUAGUUUACUUCAUUUUUAUUUGAACACUCAGCCGAAAUAAAGUCAUCUUUUUCAAAUAAA
Molecule: messenger RNA, 6338 nt
Organism: Drosophila eugracilis
Lineage: Eukaryota; Metazoa; Arthropoda; Insecta; Diptera; Drosophilidae
Product: myosin-7
Source: RefSeq, a predicted model, not a curated record